UUUGCUCAGUUUUUUUCGAAUAUCAAAAGCAAGAUGUUAGUCAUGUGGGACUGAUAAAUUUAAAAGAAAAACAAUUUGCAACAAUUAAGAAAAAAAAUGAUAAAAAAAUAUUUAUUAGUGGCUUUAAUGUCAUUGAUUGUGAUAAUUAAUGGAAGCUAUCAAGAGUCUAAUGAUUAUCAUGUUAAUAAAUCAAUAAAUUUUUAUUCUUUAAUUGCAAGUGCUUUGGAUGUUAUGGAGAGAUUUAAAACUGCUGGAAUGAAUUAUCAUUUAUCACAAGUUACUUCUUUGAUUGAUGAAACACCAGAUGACACUGGACUACAAUCAAGAAGUUAUUACGGUACAAAUACUAGUCCUGCUUUUUAUCCAGCAUUUGAUCCAAUAAGUAUACUUGCAUCAUUAGCAUUUUUGGCAUUUCUUUUACAAUCGUUUGUAUCACUUUUUGAUAGAUCAAGAUCAAUCAUACCAACAAUAAUAAAUCAUCGUUCUCAUCAUAAUUCUAUUGAAAAUAUUUCUGAACCAUUAAAAUUUGUAUUAAAUGCACUUGAUGAAUAUGUAAGUUAA
Messenger RNA from Aphidius gifuensis, 561 nucleotides. RefSeq lists its product as uncharacterized. Bases 97 to 561 code for a protein of 154 amino acids. The transcript is spliced from 3 exons. The record is from RefSeq and is a predicted model, not a curated record. Lineage: Eukaryota; Metazoa; Arthropoda; Insecta; Hymenoptera; Braconidae.